AUGCCAUGUUAUGCUGCCCUGAGAAGGCCAUUGCGGACCGGCAUCACGUCCAUUGGCUCUGUACGUCGAGCCCCCGACAAUGCUACGCACGCACAAGACAGCUCCGACAGAAUCCUCGGCCGCCGCCCAGCGACACACGACCCAUCGAAGCCGACUGUCGACCGCACGCUAGCGAGCCUGCAUCAUGUCAGGCCUCUGGCUGGGAGCAAGCGAUGGCUGCGAGGCGUUGGACGCCUUGUCGACCGGCCUGCCCGAGGGGUGCUGUGGUACUCCACUGCUGCUGCUGCAUCGGAGACACAGGAGGACAGCGCCACGGCAGCGUCCGGCAGAGGAGACGCGCAGGAAAGUGGUCAUGAACAGGGCCUGCGCAUCACGACGGCCCUUCUGCCACAGACCGAUGGCAAGGCCGUGCGAUAUCUUCCAACGUCCGCACAGCGCGACAGUGCCCUGCACUUCCCCCCCGAACUCGCCCUUCGAGACCGACUUGCUUCCAACGCCCGCACGGCAUCACACCGACACGGCCCCGUCAGGAGAGUCCUCGUGAAGACACCCGCGCGACAUCCUGAUGCCAAUGCGGGCACACGCACCGAUGAAGCUGAUGCCCAGCACCCCGCCGAACAGCCAGCGACUUCUUCCUACUUCGACGAUAUGGUAGAGGCGGUCCGGGAAAGUCGUCCUCGAGAUGGCGCAGAUUACACCGCAUACCAACCAUCCUUCGGCCGUCAAUACUUUGUACGCCAGCAAAAAGAGCUUCGCGUGCAGAAAGCGACCCAUGAAAGAAUGGUGCAACUACAAGCCGAACGACAUCCUCGCCUCAAGCAUAACGACUGGCAGGGUAUCCUCCAGCAGCUGGAUGCUCAUACGCCCGCUGGGUCAGAACUGUACAAGCAGAAGGUCGACAAACUAACGCUGCCAGAGGGUUUCCUGGCCGUCUUCCACCAUGAUAUAUCCUUGGCUAUUCUGGAGAUUCGGCAGCGCACGGGUAGCCAUCUGCAAGUGGUGGAGGGUGUGAGCCAGAAAAUCAGCGUAGACGGAAGAACAAAGACUGCCUAUGCAGUGCUGGCUCUUUCCGGCUUGGCCAACGAGAACGACGCUGCCCUACAGCUAUUGCCAGAAUACGCGUAUGUCUACUCCGAGCACGAACUCAGCGCAAGCAGAAAUAUGCAUGACUAUGACUUGCAACGCCGCCAAUAUCAUCUGCCAGAUGGCGACAAUCACGAAGUUCCAAAUGGACACUCCAACGUCGAAACAAGCCCGAGCCAUGAUCCGCACUCAGAUGACGACGGUCAUCUCUCUCUCUCAGAUCUUGAUAUGCUCAAUGAUGCAGUCAAGUCUGUCACAUCGCCAGUACGUGCAGUAUGGUCGGUGAGCCGUUGGUAUACGGACUACGUGCGGCAUCAAGUUGGUGUGCGACCCACGAUGGUAUCAAGGACGUCCAUGACUCAGUACAUCUUCGAGAUUACCAUGUCUUUGCCGAACAUGGCCGUACGCAAUAAACGUGCGAAGGAUGAGACCGCUUCAGGCGACGAAGCACACGUCACGAAAGUGAUCGAAGAACUGGUCUCCUUAUGUACCGGUCCUGCUGCGCCUUCCUGGCUAACCUCGGAGGCAUUGGACAAGUCACUGCACUAUUUGCUGGCGCACAACGACUUGAAGGCUUUUCGUACUAUUCGUCAGUCACUGGACAACGGCGGAAAGUAUGAAUUUACAGCCUCAAAUUACGCCGUCUUGCUGAAUGGUGCGGCAAGAUCGGGAGACUUGCACAAUUUUCGUUACCUUACGAUGGAGAUGAUCAAACGAAGACUGCCUUUGACUGCUCACGUCUGGAUGCACUUUCAUAAGCUGGUCUGCGUUCGCGGCGCAUCGGAGGUUUUCGGUCCAUUGGAGGGUAUGAUGCGCACGAAGGGCCUGUUGGUGAACCAGAAGCUGGCCAAAGCUGUGUCGAUGGAGUCGGUACUUGAAGAACUGCAUGAAGAGUUGAAGGCCGGGACCCCGUUCGAGGCGUUUUGGCACAAGUGCAAUCUCCGAAUCCAAGCUACGUAUCCGCCUGGAUUUCGCUGGUUCUCUCACGAAGUUGCAAAUCGCAUGAUCCAACUUUUUCUGCAAUGGGGCCGACUGGAUGAUGCCUACAUCGUUCUGGAACGGCUGAGAAAGCGCAACAUACCAGUGCCCACCAGCACACUGAACAUAUUCCUGUCCUCGGCUUUACGCAAUCGCGACUCUGCGGCAGCGGCUUCGAUCGUACAGCGCUUUAAGAUCGGUAAGCCUGGUGCCAUCAUACCAGAUCACAUCACCUAUGCGGAACUAUUCACCACCGCAUGGCUGCAGCGAUACUUCAAUGUGCUCAGGGUAGUCUGGCGGUACGCAUGUGCAGCUGGCCACGUCAACUACAGCAUGCGCUAUCGACUGCGUCGUAGUCUUUGCAGCGCAACUCCGCCGGGCAAUACUCCCACCGACGGCAUCUCACGCGGCAUGCUCUGGAAUCUGUGGGCCGGCAAAUUUGCUGUGGGCGUCGCACGAGGGUUAAGCAAAAGAUCAGAGCGUGGAGAGACGGUCGUGUUAACAGAGUCCGAGCAGCAUCUCCUCCAGCUCAUAUCCCGAGAGGAGUGCGAGAAUGGAAGCGAGGCAGAGUAUGCUCGCUACGGCGCUCUGCUAGAACUGAUGCAUAAUGACCUCAACGAGGUCAAUAAUUGCCGUCCUGUCCAUCCGUUGAGCCAGGCUCUCGCCAAAGCAUACGCCAAAGACAUUGCCUGGAAAGAGUCGUCUUUUGGAUUGCCGAAGGCCUUGGAAGAACACAGGGACCCUCACGAUAUGUUUGUUGAGAUGCUGAAGAAGGGCGUGAAGGUACACAUGGAAGCAGGCGACUUUUCCCGGAACAUGAGACGAUGGGAAGCACCAGGCGCGAUUGCUCUACUGGAAUCGGAAGAGUAG
This is a messenger RNA of Fulvia fulva, 2931 nucleotides long. RefSeq lists its product as uncharacterized. Lineage: Eukaryota; Fungi; Ascomycota; Dothideomycetes; Mycosphaerellales; Mycosphaerellaceae. The transcript has a single exon. The record is from RefSeq and is a predicted model, not a curated record. The coding region runs from base 1 to 2931 and encodes 976 amino acids.